Molecule: messenger RNA, 1767 nt
Organism: Styela clava
Lineage: Eukaryota; Metazoa; Chordata; Ascidiacea; Stolidobranchia; Styelidae
Product: radial spoke head protein 4 homolog A-like
Biological process (GO): axoneme assembly; cilium assembly; cilium movement involved in cell motility
Cellular component (GO): radial spoke; axoneme
Source: RefSeq, a predicted model, not a curated record
UAUUUUUAGCAAUAGGUUGCUGUAACUAAAAUUAAAUAUGGCUGAAACAGCAACUGGUGAACCAGAUGUUCCUAACAACCAAAGAGAGCUUCAAAUACAGAAUGCCAAAGCUUAUUUACUAAAAACAAGCACAAAGUCCAACACAAACCUAUACGAUCAUUUAUCUCGAGUAUUAACAAAAGUAUUAGAUGAAAGGCCGGAAAAUGUUGCUGACAUAUUUGAAGAUGUAUCAAGGCGUGUAAAGCGUGAAAAAUUUGUUUCAAAUGUGGACGCUGUUCGUGAUGAAUUUGAACCUAGUACUGAGUUUGCGCUCGCAGAGAUUCAAAAGCCUCUUUUUGAAAAAAGCGGUGAUGCUGAUGACCAAAUGGAAGCUGAAGAAGAGGUUGAAACCCCACUCCCAAAUCUUAUGGAACUUGCAUACAACUUCGAACAAGCUGGAAUUGGGCUCGGCUCAGAAGAAAUGUAUAGAGUGUAUCUUGCAUUGAAACAACUUGUUGACACAUACCCACUCCAAACUGUCAGAUUUUGGGGAAAGAUUCUUGGCUCAGAUGCAAACUACUUUGUUGCUGAAGUUCAAUAUCGAGAAGGGGAGGAAGAAGAAGAAGAGGAGGAAGAAAAACAGGAUGAUGAAGAGAAAGAAGAAGAAAAAGACGAUGAAGAUGAGGAAGGAGAAGGCGGUGAGGAAGAUGAAGUUCCAAAACCUGACUACAAACCCCCUCCUGUAAUUCCGAAAGAAGAUAACAGGACGGGCACCAACAAAUAUGUCUAUUUUGUUUGUAAUGAACCAGGAAAACCAUGGACAAAACUUCCUCCAGCUACUCCUGCGCAGCUCAGCGCUGGCAGAAAAAUCAAGAAGUUCUUUACUGGAAAAUUAGAUGCCCCAGUUGUUAGUUAUCCACCUUUUCCAGGCAAUGAGGCCAAUUAUCUCCGAGUUCAAGUUGCAAGAAUCAGUGCUGGCACUCAAGUUAGCCCCGCUGGUUUUUAUCAAUUUGAUGAUGAAGAGGAAGAAGAAGAGGAGGGCGAAGGUCGCACAGAUUUUGUAGAAAACCCUGACUUUGAAGGUGUUGCGCUUCGUGAUCUUGUUGACCCAUCACUUUCCAACUGGGUUCAUCAUGUACAACAUAUUCUUCCUCAAGGAAGAUGCACUUGGUUCAAUCCAGUCCAAAAGAAUGAAGAUGAAUUCGAGGAUGAGGAAGAAGAAGAGGAAAGGGAAGAGCCAGAUGAACCUGAACCAGAAGUUGGUCCUCCUCUACUAACACCACUUUCUGAAGACGUGGAAUUUGAUGGCAUUCCACCAUGGUCUGCAUCUCUAACCUCACAUUUAGUUCCUCAGCAUGCAGUUGCAACACUUCGAUCAAACCUCUGGCCUGGAGCAUUCGCGUUCUCGAAUGGCAAAAGAUUUGAAAAUGUCUACAUCGGAUAUGGACAUAAAUAUGGUGCAAGCAAUUACAGUCCCACACCACCACCACAAGUACAAAAAGAAUACCCAAGCGGGGCUGAAAUUACUGAAGCUGAAGAUCCUACAGUUGAAGAAGAAGCGGCUUUGAAAGCAGCACAAGAGGAAGCAAUGCAACAAGCUGAAGAUAUGGAGGAGAUGGAAGAAGAGGAGGAUGAGGAUGACGAAUAAACUUUUAAUGAUUCUUAGAUAGCUUUGAGCUGCUAUCCCAUAUCCAAUUGGACAUAUCAUCCUUAUUUUUAUUAUUCAACAACUUUUUUGAAAAUAAGUCUUUAAUGCUUUGUAAAUAAAAAUAUAUGUUUGUAAAAUUA